Molecule: messenger RNA, 986 nt
Organism: Emiliania huxleyi CCMP1516
Lineage: Eukaryota; Haptophyta; Isochrysidales; Noelaerhabdaceae
Exons: 3
Source: RefSeq, a predicted model, not a curated record
AUGCCGACUGUCGGACUCUGCUUUCUCUCUGGCGCCGUUGCGGCCAGCCUGAGAACAACUGCCGGUGUUCGACACGCGCCACCAAGCGUGCACACGCUGAGUCGCCAGCAGGUCUGCAGCGGGGCCCUCGCGGCGCUGGCGUUGCUGCCGUCGCAUGGCUUGGCUGCGGAAGAGCCUGGAAAUGCGGCGUUGGUGACGGACCGUGUGGCGCUCGUCUUCACGGAGCAGCUCUCCGCCGAGGAGCGGCGCGAGUACGCGAUGACUCUCGGCCUGUACGGCGGCAAGGCCCCACGCGCAGUGGAGCGCUUCAAGGCGCUCGCCACAGGCACGUUGAGCGCGCCGUGCGAGGACCAGAUGGAGGCGUCCGAGGCGGAGGCGCUGGCGCGCAGCGCGCUGACGAAGCGCUCCGUCUACCGGCAGUGCCUCGCCGCCGAGGCGGAGCCAGUCUCGUACGGUGGCGGCUCGCUCGUCUGGCGCAUCACCGGCCGCCGUAUCGACGCAGGGCAGGCGCGCGGGUAUGUCGUCAUCGGCAGGGUCCUCCAGGGGGGAGACGCGCUGGCGGCGAUCGCGGCGCUGCCGGUGGUGGCGGUGCCGGGGCAGGGCGAGGGGAUGGCGGCGUCGCGGGAGAGGGCGUGCGCCUAUGGCGGCGCCGACGCGUUCUGCGCGCAGGGCAAGCCGCUGCGCAAGCUGCAGCUCGCCCGCGCAAAGCUCCUGUGACAGCAGACACCAGAGUCUCUGCAGAGUGUCCGGCCCACGCUCGUCCGUGCCGGUCCUGCUAGAGCCGUAAAGCCGUGAGCUGGGUGUUGACUGUGUCACACACAAAAGAGGGGGUUGCUGAUGACCCCGUACAAUAGUCAAUAUUAUGUCUCAUCACUCAUGUGCAUGCACAUCGUGCUUUAGACUCGUGUAUGCAGCUAAUGCUUGCGCCGUUGCCCAUGUGAGCGUGAACCUACCCUGUAUGCUGUAAUUAUACAUUAACGGCGGAC